Molecule: messenger RNA, 5866 nt
Organism: Labrus mixtus (cuckoo wrasse)
Lineage: Eukaryota; Metazoa; Chordata; Actinopteri; Labriformes; Labridae
Gene: tsc1a
Product: TSC complex subunit 1a
Exons: 22
Coding region: 81-3338 (1085 amino acids)
Biological process (GO): regulation of cell cycle; negative regulation of TOR signaling; negative regulation of cell population proliferation
Cellular component (GO): TSC1-TSC2 complex
Source: RefSeq, a predicted model, not a curated record
AGUUACGGCGGUGGGCGGGGCUUCUCGUCAUCCAAUAUGGCUGCGCCCUGCACGGAUCAACAGGUCUGAAGGUGUUCACGAUGUCCAGGGAGCAGGUGAGUAUCAGUGAGCUCCUGCUCUCAUUGGACAGUUCAGAGCUGCAAGAAGCGGAGCAAGUCAGAGCAGCGGUCAACCAGCAGUUAAGCACAGACAGAGGAGGUGCUGUCCUCUCCUCCCUGGUAGAGUAUUACUUGGACUCAUCCUCCUCUCAGGCGGUGCUUCUGCUGUCCUCUAUCAGAGAGCCUCAUCACAAGCACCUGCUGGAGAAGCUCAAUGAGUCUCUCAGCAGACCAGGAACCAGACUGGCUGGUCUGACUCUGCUGGGUCACCUGAUCAGGAAACAGCCUCCCUGGGUUCAUCACAUCAGCCGCUCGACGUUGCUGCCCUCCCUGCUGCGCUGCCUCAAGACCGACACUGAUGUCGUGGUCCUGAUCACCGGAGUCCUGGUCCUCAUUACUCUGUUACCCAUGAUCCCUCAGGCCGGGAAACAACACAUCUACGACUUCUUUGAUGUUUUUGGGCGCCUUGCCUCCUGGAGCUACAAAAACCCAGGCCAUGUCCCUGUGGUCCACCUGGUCCAUCUUCAUGCAGGUGUUUACUCUCUGUUUCACCGGCUCUAUGGGAUGUUCCCCUGUAAUUUCAUCUCCUACCUGAGGCUGCACUACAGCAUGAAGGAGAACCUGGACACCUUCCAGGAGGUCGUCAAGCCUAUGUUGGAACAUGUCAGGGUUCACCCAGAGCUGGUUACAGGGACUCAGGACUAUGAACUGGACCCAUCAAGGUGGAGGUGUUAUGAAGUUCAUGAUAUUCUGAUCGAGUGCUCCAGAGUGUCUCUGGAUCCUCUGGAGUCUUCCUGUGAGGAUGACGUUUACACGUCCCUGAGAGAUCCUCCCUCCUUCUCCUCCCCCCUCCCUCCACUUAAUCUCACCCCAGAGACUCUCAGUUGCUCAGGGCGUUCAGGCAUUCUUCCAACUUUAGGUCCAAUGAGUCUCAACAACUCCUUCAUAAAGGUUGAUGAUGUCACAUGGAGCCCAGCCCCACAGUGUGGUUUGUCGACGCCCCCUCCUGAACCUGCUGCUGCAGGCUCCACCACCCCACUGAGCAGGACGCUUUCCCUCUCAGGUGUGAAAUGUGCCUUAUCAGCCACCGUCCCCUUUACUCCACAGACUGAAGAUAAACAAGAUGGGGGUCUGACUCCUGGCAACUUCCAGGUGAAGCAGGCAACAGAGCUAGAGAGGUCCAUUCCAUCCAUUCAACCAAUCAUAGAGAAGGAGGGAAGUGGACACAGUGAUGUCAUCAACAACAACAGUGAAGCUCUUUCCUUUUGUCUGUCUCCAGAGGUCAGAGCAGAGUCGCAUCAGCCUCCCCCUUCCUCCUUCUCCUCGUCCUCCAUCUCCUCUCAGCCCGUCCUCCUCACCUCAACUCCUGGUAGUGAUGAGGCCUCAUCAAGUUCAGCCCCUCCCACUUCUCCCUGCUCUGUAUCCUUAUGUUUCAGCCCUCCUCACCCAUGCAAAGAGAAGGGAGGCUCUGACAUGUUUGGCUCCGCCUACAUGAGCCAAAGCUCCACACUUCCGUAUGAAGCCCUAUUUGAACAGGCUCUCCCGCUAGCUGCCACGCUGUUAAUCGGGAAGAAGACCCAGGAGGUCCUGGAGAAACUAGCAGGAGAGCAGGAGAAAAGAGAGGGAGGAGAUGGGGAGGAAAAGGAGGAGGAGCAGACCUCUGUCUCUCCUUUGGAAGUUUUGGACCAGCUGAUCGUCCACGGACACGAAGCACAUGAACACCUCAGCAGGAGGUUGUCAGCUGUGAAUAAAGCGGUGGAUCGGAGUCAUUUUGGAGGUAAACAGCAGAGCAUGAAAACUAAAGGCCCUGCCCAGGUGGAGGAGCUUCAGUCUCUGAGGAGUCAGUUGUUGCUGGUUCACAGUCAGCUGGAGUACGAACGCUUCAAACGUCAGCAGCACGCCAUGAGAAACCGCCGUCUGCUACGGAGAGUAAUAAACACCACUGCACUGGAGGAGCAAAGCAAUGCCAUGAAGGGCCAACUGAGCGUGCAGGAGGAGGAGAUUCAAUCUCUGAAGUCAAGUCUGGAGGAAGAACAGAGACGAUACUUAUAUCUGCAGCAGGACACACACACACAAACCAACCAGCUGCACACACACAUCCAACAACUGCUGCUGCAGCAACAAGAGGGUCAAAGGGACAACCAGAGAUUGCAGAGUGAGCUUCAGGAGUGUCAGAGCAGGUUGAGAGAUGUGGAAGCUGAGCUUCAGAAAGCCAACAACAAUGCUUACAAUGCAGAACACCAGCUGACCCAGCUGUCACACAAGCUGUGCAGCAGUGAGCAGCUGCAGCAGCAGAUCUUUCUAUUAAACCAGCAGCUCGUCCUGCUGAGGGAAACAAACAGACGUUUGACUGAACAUCUGGAGGGAGGAGAGACACAGAACUGGACUGAGUUGUCUAUGCUGCAGUGCAGUGUGGGUAAGGAGUACCAGCGUCUGAAGGACAGUGAUGUCCAAAACAGGCAGAAGCUGGAAGCAGCAAAUCACAGGAUAAUAGAGCUGGAGAACCAGCUGGCCAAGAAAGACCAGCUGAUCCUGGAUCAGAAGAAACUUCUGGAGGAGACGAAGGCCCAGAGCAGAGCGGAACUGUCGGCCUGCCAGAGUCGAUGUAUGGCUCUAAGGAGAGUCACCCAGACUCUGCAGACUGAGAUGCUUCACCUGUACAGCCAGUUCCACCUGGACACACACAGCCAGCCUCAGGAUGUCUGCAGCAGGCUGAAUGGCGGCAGUGUCGCCUUACCAGCUCCUCAGGGCAGCCACAGGCUCUUCCCCUCAUCUUCAUCUGUGGGAAUAUUAAAUGGUGGUGUAGAGGCCCUCUCCACCUCCCCCCUGCACCUACCAUCCUGCUCCUCUUCUCCCCUCUCUCUUUCCCCUAUAGAGUCCCCUCUCGCUGUAGGCUCCUUUCUGGAGCAGCGUGCACGGCAGCUGUUCAGACCGACCAAUCACAGCCAGGAAGAGGAAGAGCAAGGUAAGGAAGACCAGCAAGAGGAGCAGGAGGAGGAUGAAGAAGAAGCAGAGGAGGUUGCGUAUGGCCAGCCAGAGAGCCCUCCCCUGGGUGGUGAAGCAGAGGAGGCCAACCUCCUUGCAGGUAGUCCUCAGACACAGCCCCUAAGCCAGGUUUCAGCUCACAGCCUCCCUGCCUCUGGACUUCCAGCCCCCCUUGCAGACCUGACACUUGCCGUCCGACAGCGGAGACAUGAACUGAGUAUCAUGGACUAUGAUGAGACAAUGCCAGAGUACUGACAGAGGGAUGGAGAUAUGGAUGAAAAGGGAGGGAUAGAAUGAGGAUGAGUAAGAUGAAGGUGGAGAUUGAGUGAGAAAGAUAAGCUGCUCCAUGCAUUGGCAGGCUACAGCUAAUUGACUAGCUGAUUGACAGUCUACAAUUGCUAUCUGAUUUUUUUCAUCACUUCAUCGGGACCUUCAGUCGCCAUUAUAAAAAAUUAAAAAAAUUAUAAACUGUAUAAAAAAAUACAACAGAAGCUUACUUCCUAUAAUGCUUGUUAUCCAAACACAUGCUUGCUUUAUUUGAGAGAUUGAACAGCAGCUAUAGUCCAGUGGAGCUGGCUUACAUCAAAUAAUGUUUUCCAUCAACUAUAUAAAUACAUAAGUCAUACGUUUAUUAGAGUUUUUUUAGCUCUUUUACUUUAAUCACCACAUUUAAAACUUUGAUCCUAAUGAACUAACAUUGGGUGGAAAGUUAGUUUAACCCGUCUGAAAAGACAGAAAUCUAAUUUGUUUCAGACAAAUAACAACUAACGCGAUAACAGGUUAAUGUUUACAUUACAAAGCAAGUUAUGCUAAACAGCAGUCUCUAAUGCUACGUUCAGUUUCUCACAUUCAGAACGUUUACUGCUUAUGAGUCAAUGUUGGUACACUAUGACGUCAGUUUAACAAAAAAGAAAAUUCAUAUUUACUGUAUUAAUUGUAAGAUUGCAAAAAUACUAGUAUCUCUCAUUUAACCAGAAAAUAAUGUACCGGUAAUCAUGUUAGCUAGUUUGACAAAAGAAUGGGCUAAAAUGUUUAGGUUAAUAUAAGCAGUGCCAAUGAGAACUACUAAAUGGCCUUCAGAUAUUUUUUGUCAAACAUGUUUCAAAGAAAGAAAGAACUCUUUUGAAUUUUUUAGGUCACAUUUGGAUUGAAUUUGAAUGUGAUUCAAAAGAUCAUGUUAAAAUAAAAAAUGACAAAUAAAUGUCCACUAGUAUCUAAAUGCAGCAACAACAACAAAUGUAGUUCAUGUUACAUUUCUUAUUACACCAAUGAGCCUCAGUUAGUACUUUAAAUGUGCCUUUGCUUUGAUAAUCAGAAUCAGCUUGAGAUUGAAUUAAAUUAAAUGUCAGGCUGUUAAAGAGAAUAGAACCUGUUUAAAUUACUGCAUUUUUAGUAACAUGUUUUGAUGACUUAUUAGCUGCUGUCUGCACAGGAAAUGAGGUAUCAACUGACUGAAGGUCCUGAUUUCACAUGAGGUUAAUAGUUGACUUCAAAUCUGGACAGACAACCACUUAUCAAUUAAAAAAACGUAUUUUUCAUUUUUGAUGAAUUAACAAAGAAGCUAACUUCGGCAUUGUUAAUCAUACAAACAUUUCCUUCCCAAAAACUGUCUUACUGUUGCCAAAUUCUUUUCUCCUCUGCAGCUCGCCAUGUAGCUAAACACAUCAAACACAUCACAUGGUGUUACGGCAGCAUCACAACACUAAACAGGGUCUGAGUUUUGCAAUAAAACACCUCAGGAAUGGAAUCAGUUUAUGAGUAGCCCUACUGUUUUGAAUAUUCCUGAGUAAUUAUAUUGUCCACAAGGGGUAGCUGCACGAACUGUGCAACAAAAUCUGACAUAUCAUCUUAUGAAGUAGUAAUGUCCAGGGCACACAGAGAAAAAUGAUCAUUUCCGAGACAAUUUCUGUGAUUUGUUGUGGGGUUCCUCAGGGUUCUACUGCUAAUCUUUUAUAUUUUGAAUUAACAACUAAAAUGCCAAAUUAUUUCAUAUAUCGAAAAUCAGAUUGUUCUAGACUGUCAGCAAUUUCUGGUGCAAUUUCAGCACUAACCCAUCACACACUCACUUUGACAUGAAGCUUAAAAGAAAACAGUUUUGGUGUAUUGUUUUAACAGAUGUGAAAGCUUGAUGACUGAUUCUCCUUCUGAUCUAGAAACCUGAAAAUGUAAACCGGAAUCAGGCAAUCUGUGAUGACACACCAGGGCUUUCACCUGCAUUUAAAAGCCUUAUUAUUUUUAUAAUGAUGUAUAGUCUGCUUGUAAAAAGACCCAAAUGUUCUUUGAUUUUUGGAAAAUAUUGCCUCAGGUUCACAUCUCAGGAUCGAAGAUUCAGAAGACAAAAUGCAAGACAUUUUCAACAAGGGUCUAUUCACAUCUAUGCGUUUACUUUUGUUUAAGUGCACCAUGCAAAAAAUGGCCUUGCUUUUGGUGUGUCUAAAAUCCAAAAUACUAAAAUCAUACCUUAAAGCCAAAAUGACGAUUCAGUCCAGGAUGUAAACUAGAGUUUUUUAGUAACAACACAUAGACCAAAGACCUCCUGGGUUCUGUAGGACUGAAUCAAAGUGAAUGAAUGAAUCUGUCUAUGAUGAUCUAUGGGUGAUUUGUUUUCUUUCUUCCUGUUGAUCAGUAGCUCAACAUGGCAACUUCCCUUAUCAGAGUUGCUCUGUAUUUCAGGAAAUAGCUGGAUCACUGCUUGUUGCCAGUAGCAGUGUAUCACAAGCCUGAAGAGAUGAAUGUUAAACUGUGAACACUAGAAAUAAAAAAAAUUCUCUGGAAACUUGUAA